Messenger RNA from Coniosporium apollinis CBS 100218, 813 nucleotides. RefSeq lists its product as uncharacterized. Gene Ontology annotation, cellular component: RNA polymerase III complex. Bases 1 to 813 code for a protein of 270 amino acids. Lineage: Eukaryota; Fungi; Ascomycota; Dothideomycetes. The transcript is spliced from 3 exons. Gene Ontology annotation, biological process: transcription by RNA polymerase III. The record is from RefSeq and is a predicted model, not a curated record.
AUGUCACGAGGCGGGCGAGGCGGAUUCCGCGGCGGCGGCGGAGGAGGAGGAGGAUUCGGCCGCGGGAAGAUUGGAGGCCAGGACGUGCCUUGGGAAUACGAUCCAGAUCUGAAGGUUGAGACGAAGCCGUCGGAGCUGUUUCCAUCCCGCGCAAUGGAGCGCCCGGCCUACUUCGAGUACCACCGCCGACUGACCCACGACCAGCAAAUCCCCCCGCCAAUCGCCAAGCCUCCCAGGCGCCUCGAGCGCAUCCAAGUCGCACACUACCGCGCACUGCGCGAGCGCAUCCACGAGGGACCGCUCUACACUGUUCUAGGCGACAAUGUGCGGGUAGGGAAGACCGGGUCAUCAGCGCCUUUGGCGGCGGCGGCAGCGGCGGCGACAUUCGAUCCGUUCGAGGGCAUGCCGACCUUCACGCAGAAGUACAAGAAGCAGCGGCGGAAGAUUCCACGGCUGGAUAUGAGGCCGUAUGUCAAGCGCUUCUUCCCCGAAGAGCUCCACGCGACGCUCGACCCCCUCCAGGCCGGCAAAACGGCGAAGCCCAAGAAGAAGCUCCUCCAGAUCACGAACUCGAACCGGCUGCGCAAGCUCGAUGAGUUCGAGGACCCGGACGUCGCAAAUGAAGGCGACGAGGAGGAGAAAGGCUCCGAAGACGAGGAAAACCAAAACGAGCAGGAUAAGGACGACGCAUUUAGCGAGGACGACGAGGACGACAACGACGAUUACAACGCCGAGCAAUACUUCGACGGUGGUGACGACGAUGACUACGGGGACGACGGAGGAGGUGGAGGGGACGAGUAUGGAGAUUUCUAG